AUGGCGACAACAAAUAUAACGGGAACAGUCAACAUUCUCCUCUCCAUCACAGCAAUUCUAGGGAAUUCGCUUAUCCUUGUUGCCCUUCACAAGGAAUCUUCCCUCAAUCCGCCAUCCAAACUCUUGUAUCGUUGCCUGGCAACAACAGAUCUGUUGGUUGGUCUUGUUAGCCAGCCUCUCCAUGCUGCAUAUUGUAUAUCCGUGGUUCUAGAACACUGGAGUAUUUGUCGAUACGCAAGGGACGCAGGGUACAUGGCAAGCUAUGCAUUAUGUGGAGUGUCUUUGUUGACGUUGACAGCCAUAAGCGUGGACCGACUUCUCGCCAUGUUGUUGCGACUGAGAUAUAAAGAGAUUGUGACUUUGAGACGCACGUAUAUCAUUUUAGCUAUCGUUUGGGUUGUAUGUCUAGUCGCUGGUUUAUUCUCUCAUCUCAAUUACCGCAUAGCCCUUUGGUACAGCUUUAUAAUCAUACCAUCUUGCCUGAUAAUCUCAAUCGCCUCGUACAUAAGGAUUUUCCGCGCUCUCGGUCAUCAUCAGGCUCAAAUACAAGAUCAUGCUCGACAACAGCCGAGCCAAGCAAAUGUAAUGAACAUGGCGCGAUAUAGAAAGGCAGUGUACAGUGCAUUGUGGGUGCAGUUAGCUUUAGUUGUCUGUUAUAUACCAGAACUUACAGUGAAAAUUGUGAUAUCUCUUUGUACAAAGCGAUGUUCGAAUUUCUUUAUAAUCCAGGGAAUGACAAUUCUCUUACUGUUCUUUAACUCUACUUUAAACCCGUUCCUUUACUGCUGGAGGAUAAGUGAAUUGAGACGAGCAGUAAAGCAGACAAUCAGACAAGGAAUCUGCUAUACAGAGAGGUAG
Molecule: messenger RNA, 858 nt
Organism: Pocillopora damicornis (cauliflower coral)
Lineage: Eukaryota; Metazoa; Cnidaria; Anthozoa; Scleractinia; Pocilloporidae
Product: melanocyte-stimulating hormone receptor
Biological process (GO): G protein-coupled receptor signaling pathway
Cellular component (GO): membrane
Molecular function (GO): G protein-coupled receptor activity
Source: RefSeq, a predicted model, not a curated record